AUGGAGGGUUCUAAUUCAAAAAUAAAAAGUGACCACUUAGAAGAUGUUCCAUCGAAAAAGUUUAAAUUCAGUGAUGAUGAGCUUCCGCAAAAAAGAACAGUGGCUACUAUGUGUGGUGCUUGGAGACCAGAGGAGGAGGAUGGUGGCUUUAUUUUGGUUUUUAAAACUCGAAAACCGUGUCUAAGUCCGGAUCCAGAAAGGGAGUGUGACUAUCCAGAGAAUAUCGAAGACUUCUGGGAGGCAACUUUCCAGAGCGACGUUGAUAAUCAGUUAACAAUGGAUAAGUGGCUAAUAAAACGCACAUCUACAGAUGCAGGUAGCGGAAGUCCUAAUAAAGCAUCACAAAUCAAAAGAAUUAAACACGUAGUUCUUGACAGCAGUGUUGCCUCAGAUUCUACAAUGACAACUACUGUUACGAGUAAUAUAAGUCGUGAGACCAAUGCCACCACUUCAAGUACUAGUAGUGUUAUUACUAUCGAUGAAAGCAGAGAAACAUCUAGUUCCACUACUAUAACUAUUAGUCAUAAGAGCGAUGAUUGUAGUUCAACAGCCACAUCUACCUUACACAUCUAUACAGAGAGUGACGCUUCAACUUCAACUAAACAAGCAACAGCUACAUCGGAGACAAGUGGGAAGCGUCAACGCAUCUUUAAAGAAUCGUACAUCCAGUUUGGUUUUAAAUGUACAGUGUUGAAUUUUGAAUAA
Messenger RNA from Parnassius apollo (apollo), 705 nucleotides. The record is from the annotation of a GenBank genome assembly. Lineage: Eukaryota; Metazoa; Arthropoda; Insecta; Lepidoptera; Papilionidae.